Messenger RNA from Rhodotorula toruloides NP11, 1347 nucleotides. RefSeq names its product dna-directed rna polymerase i subunit rpa43. NCBI's taxonomy places the organism in Eukaryota, Fungi, Basidiomycota, Microbotryomycetes, Sporidiobolales, Sporidiobolaceae. The transcript has 4 exons. The record is from RefSeq and is a predicted model, not a curated record. Bases 1 to 1347 code for a protein of 448 amino acids.
AUGGCAGCCGCAACAGCAGCCGCCUCACUCCGCCUCGCCUCGGUCCGCAGCGACCCCUCGUCCUCGUCCGAGUUCGUCUCGUUCAAGGCGACGAUGAGGCUGCCAAUCGCGCCAGUCUUCGCUGGAAAGGGUGACAACAUGUUCCCGGGCCACGACGGAGGAAUGGACGGCGUCAGGGAGGUCCUCGCGGGAUGGGUUAUGCGCUACCUGCCGCCCAUUCGUGCCGUCCUGCUGUCCUUCUCCCCGACUCCUCGCUUCGUCCACCCCGCCGCUUCCUUCCCCGCCGCCCUCUGCCCCUUCGAUAACCUUCAUUCCGUGUCCGCUAAGGACCCGCGAUCACUGCUCUCUUCGCCUCAACCCGGCGCCGCAAACGGAGACGAAGACGACGAGGAGCAGGAGGUUGUUCGGCUGAAGACGCUGCCCAUGGUCGACGGUAGCGGCUUUACUCUCGCAAAUGUGGAGUGGGAAGGUGUCGGUUGGCGACCACGAGUGGGGAUGAAAGUUGUCGGCACUCUCACCCUCGCCACACCCUCACACGUCUCCCUUCUUCUGCACAACCUCUUCAACGCCUCUAUUCCCUCCUCUCACAUCCCCACUUCGACCUACGAGUACGAUCCCGAAUGCCCCGUCCCUACCGUCGUGAUGGAGCGACGGAACGCGAUAGUACCGCUUGCGACGAAUGUUGCGAAGGUCGUUGCCAAGGCGGAGAAGCGUGAGGAAGACGAGGGAGAGGAGGACGAGCACGCGGAAGAAGUGAAGGUCAAGGAGGAGGAGGAGGAGGGCGCGUAUGCGGAGAAGGGAUGGUGGGUUCACCGCAAGUCGCGAGAACCGCUGGGCGGUGCAGACGGUCGCCUGGAGUUUACCCUCGUUGAUUUGACGAACACGAACUCGCUCCUCUCCUGCACCGGCUCCCUCCUCGCCGACCCCUUCUCCCCCUCUGCCAUCGCCGCCAUCCGCUCAUCCAUCUCUACCGCCUCCGCGCCCACUGCCUCCUCGACUCUGCUCAAGAAGGGCAAGAAGCGUGCGCGCGACUCGGACGACGAGUCCGACAGCGACGCUGAGGAGGAGAGCGAAUUCGAUGGAGACGACGACGACCGUGUUGGAACGGGCAUUCCGCGACCUGGACGGGCGACGGCGGCUGGACAGGGCAUCGCAUGGCGGAAUGAGGAUUCGUCUGCUUCGGAGGACGAGGAUGAGGAUGACAGGGAGAGCAGCCGGUCGCCUGAGCCGGAGGUUGCGGUGCCGGUUGUCAAGACGGCCAAGGCAAGCAAGAAGCGGAAGGCGGAGAAGGUAAAGGAGGAGGAGGGAGAGGGGAAGGUGAGGAAGAGUAAGAAGGCGAAGGUGUAG